CUCCUCCUUCCCUCCCUCCCACCACAGGCUUCCCUCUUCCCUGCACCUCAUACGAUCCCCAACCCUCUCCUCUCCUUUCCCUGCCCCUUUAAAUCUGCCCGGCCCUGGCCCUGCCUUCCCCGUGAUGCUGCGACGGAGCAAACAUUGAUUUGUGCUGGGAUGGGAUCGGAAUUUUGAUUUUUUAUCCUCCCCCAGCCAUAAGAAGGAAAAAAAACAACUAAAAAUAAUACCCCCCCUUACGGCUGCCCCCUCCCUCUUCCCGCCCAGUUCUGAUUCCAGUCUCCAUCAGAGGCAGUUCUUUCCCUACACAAUUUCCAUCUCCCCCCAGCCCCUGCCCCCGCCCCGCCCCCCCGCCAGCCUGCUCCUCUGUGGCUGGGGAGAGAGGGGAGCCGGUCCCGCUGCUCUGGGCUAGGGGAGCCUCUCCGGAAGAGAGGGGGAGGGGGCCGGCUGGGGCGGGGCGGGGGCAGGGGUCUCCUGCCAUGGACGCCGCGCCCGGGGGGCAGUCUGCGCCCCAGUCCACAUGCCGCUCGGGAUGAGGGCCCACCCCCGCCUGCCCGUGCCGGGGCGCUCGCGGCCGGCCCCCGUCUGACCCCGGGCCCGCCCGGCACAUCCAGGCCCCACGCCCUCGGCCAGGCCCCUGGCCCUCCGGGAUGCGCUGAGCCGCGGGGGGCUGAGGCCGCGCCAACUACAUGCAUGUCCCCCGGGGGCAAGUUCGACUUUGACGAUGGCGGCUGCUACGUGGGGGGCUGGGAGGCCGGGCGAGCACAUGGCUACGGCGUGUGCACGGGGCCCGGGGCCCAGGGAGAGUACAGCGGGUGCUGGGCGCACGGCUUCGAGUCCCUGGGCGUCUUCGCCGGGCCCGGGGGGCACAGCUACCGGGGCCACUGGCAGCAGGGAAAGCGCCACGGGCUGGGCGUGGAGCAGAAGAGCCGCUGGACCUACCGCGGCGAGUGGAUGGGCGGGCUGAAGGGGCCCGCCGGCGUGUGGGAGAGCGCCUCGGGACUGCGCUACGCGGGGCUCUGGAAGGACGGGUUCCAGGACGGCUACGGCACCGAGACCUACUCGGACGGAGGGACCUACCAGGGCCAGUGGCAAGCCGGCAAGCGCCACGGCUACGGGGUUCGCCAGAGCGUGCCCUUCCAGCAGGCAGCGCUGCUGAGAUCGCCGCGCCGCACCUCCCUGGACUCGGGCCACAGCGACCCCCCCACGCCCCCCAUACCCCUGCCCCUUGCUGGCGAUGAGGGCGGCAGCCCGGCCUCCGGCUCCAGGGGGGGGUUUGUGCUGGCAGGCCCCGGCGACCCAGACGCAGCCUCCUCCAGAAAACGAACUCCAGGAACGGGGGGCUUCUUCCGCCGCUCGCUGCUGCUGAGCGGGCUCCGGGCCGGCGGGCGCAGGAGCUCCCUGGGCAGCAAGCGGGGCUCCCUGAGGAGCGAGGUGAGCAGCGAGGUGGGCAGCACAGGGCCCCCAGGCUCCGAGGCCGGCGAGCCUCCAGCCCCGGGCCCUCCGGCCCUCAUUGAAGGCUCCGCCACCGAGGUGUACGCCGGCGAGUGGAGGGCUGAUCGGCGCAGUGGCUAUGGAGUGAGCCAGCGUUCCAAUGGGCUGCGCUACGAGGGCGAGUGGCUGGGCAACCGCAGGCACGGCUACGGCCGGACCACCCGCCCUGACGGCUCUCGGGAGGAGGGCAAGUAUAAACGCAACCGGUUGGUUCGAGGCGGGCGGGUCCGCAGCCUCCUCCCCCUGGCCCUGAGGAGGGGCAAGGUCAAGGAAAAGGUGGACCGAGCCGUAGAAGGUGCCCAUCGGGCAGUGAGCGUAGCCCGCCAGCGCCAGGAGAUUGCCGCUGCCAGGGCCGCAGAUGCUCUCUUGAAGGCAGUGGCAGCAAGUAACACAGCAGAAAAAGCUGUAGAGGCAGCUCGAAUGGCCAAACUGAUGGCCCAGGACCUGCAGCCCAUGUUGGAUGCACCAGGCCGAAGACCCAGGCAGGACUCUGAAGGCACUGAUACAGAACUGCCUGACUGUGACAGCCCUGGAGUUUAUGAGAAUGGACUGACCCCUUCUGAGGGCACACCAGAGCCUCCCAGCAGUCCUGUCUCCCCUUGCCAAACCUGGAGACACCCCACCCACCGUAGUCCUUUGCCCUGUAGGGAUGAUGGAGGCCACCUCUCUGGCCCCAAAUCUUGGCCAGAGGAGUGGGGAGGCCCAAGUGGACCUGGAGAGGAGCUAGCUGGCUAUGAGGCUGAGGAUGAGGCUGGGGUGCAGGGGCUAGGGGUUUGCAAUGGCUCUCCCCUCCUUGGGGGGUCCAGUGACAGUUCUGGAAGUCUUCGAGAAGAAGAAGGAGAGGAUGAGGAGUCCUUGCCCCACUCAGAACCUCCCCUAGACCCAGGGCUUGAGCCCACUGUCACCCCCAUACUGAGGGGCACAUCUGGAAGGACUCUGGAGGCAGAGAACCCGACAGAGGCACCAGAGGAACCUGGUGCCACCGAAGAGCCUGCCCAACGGGGAGCUGCUAACCCCUUGGUGGUAGGAGCUGUGGCACUACUGGAUCUGAGCCUGGCAUUCCUGUUCUCCCAGCUCCUCACUUGAGGUCUCUCCCUAGACUAUGGCUCUGGUUCCCGUGUCCUCUUCCCUUUGGACCUGCCUUUUCUCUCUCUUCCAUCUUUUAUCUUCUUUUCUCUACCUUUCCUUUUCUGUUCCCAUUUAUUACUUUCUGCUCCCUCUUCUUUCUCUUACUUUCUCUCUCUUCUCCCUUAUUCUGACUUUAUGUAUCUUUUUUCUCUCUUUCUCUAGAUUGUUUACAUAUGAAGGGCUCUUCUCUCUCAGAGUUACACUCUGAGAAAUA
This is a messenger RNA of Sarcophilus harrisii (Tasmanian devil), 2836 nucleotides long. It is a transcript of the gene JPH4, whose product is annotated as junctophilin 4. The transcript is spliced from 6 exons. Bases 694 to 2580 code for a protein of 628 amino acids. The record is from RefSeq and is a predicted model, not a curated record. NCBI's taxonomy places the organism in Eukaryota, Metazoa, Chordata, Mammalia, Dasyuromorphia, Dasyuridae. Gene Ontology annotation, cellular component: plasma membrane; junctional membrane complex; endoplasmic reticulum membrane. Gene Ontology annotation, biological process: regulation of synaptic plasticity.